This is a messenger RNA of Trichobilharzia regenti, 316 nucleotides long. The record is from the annotation of a GenBank genome assembly. Lineage: Eukaryota; Metazoa; Platyhelminthes; Trematoda; Strigeidida; Schistosomatidae.
AAGAAAAAUCUAAAAUAUUACCUCUUGUAGAGAGAAACGCCCCCCCUGCUCAAGUUAUAAAUAUGAUUGAUGUUGAGUUUGGAAAGCUGAUGACCUACGAUGAUUAUCGGAAUUUCCGGGAACAAGUCUACCCUAGAAUGCGAGACAUUGACACACUGAUCGGUGAAAUUCGUGACACAGGUUCCGUAUGGUGCGUGCUGGACAGUCGACGACGUGUGGAAAAGUUUAGUUUCGCAACCAGGGAAAUGAUAAGUUUAUAUAAAAAAUUUCCAGAGGUUGUGGGCAUGGAUUCAACCUACAAAACGAAUAGGGAGGG